Molecule: messenger RNA, 673 nt
Organism: Aspergillus campestris IBT 28561
Lineage: Eukaryota; Fungi; Ascomycota; Eurotiomycetes; Eurotiales; Aspergillaceae
Exons: 1
Coding region: 120-635 (171 amino acids)
Source: RefSeq, a predicted model, not a curated record
AGAGCAGGGUGCUGUUCUCUUGGUAUGCAGGGAUGUAUCCUGUACGUGAUACCCGAGAGAGAAGAAGAUCAAUGGCUUAGCUGGACAAGCCGUGGCGAAAGUCCAAUAUACCCAUUUACAUGGGUACUUGUGGAGGGCUUCCUCCCCUCGUCGAUCAGCUCAGCCUCGCUCAUCUCGGCCAUUCCGGCCAGCAGCCAUCCAGCCAGCCACAACAUCCUCGAACCAGGACAGUCAAGUCAAGUCAGCCAUGGCAAGCUCGGUAUGUGGAAGCGACUGCAUCUCAAUCGAUCGAUCGAUCAGUCAAUCAGGAAAAUCCAUCCAUCCAACCAUUCUCAUCCGAGCAUAUCCGUCUUAGCGACGAGGAAGAAACAUGGCACCCAAUAACCCAGUGGGGUCCAACAGUGGAGCAAACAGGGAUGUAUUUGUAUUUGCAAGCAAUAAACCACAACCACCCAAGCGACACGCCGGGGACCAGGCUGGAAUCAAAAGACGCCGCAUGCAACGCGCAGAGAUAUGAUUGUCCACUCAGACGCAGGAAAGACUCUUGGGUGGCUUCGGGACGGGGAGGAAAUAGCGUUGUUUCUGGGGAGAGAGCCCUGUAUCGGGGAUUAGAUUGGACAUGGGUCCUGGGGUGAGGGAAGCCAAUGCUCCGGGGGGCUCAUUGGCUAGGGAG